AUGAAUCGCUCAAACAACUAUUCCAACUUUUCUCCUCUCUCGUCGUUGUCGGUCAACCUACCGGCACGACAUCAUCAUCAUCAUGACGAUGAUGAUCAGUCCUCCAAACGAAAAGAAAACAUUGACUUGUUUUCGCCAAAAGGACGUCCCAUGAUGCGUCGUCGCUCUGGCAAAAAUUGUGGUAAAUUGUCAGUAUCCAGUCGGGGUACAUCAUCCAUGCACCACAAGACCUAUUCUUGUCCACCAGCACUCAACCAUCUACCAGUCAAGUCGACCACCACUCAGUUCUGCCUCGUCACCAAGAAGAAUAUCCAUCCUGCUGCCGUAGUACCAAUGGUGGUACGACUGCGCCGCAUGAAACGCAGAUUGCUACAGGAACAUGUCAAGGAUCAACCAGAGGUGACAUGGAAUGCGCCAAGCAACAACAGAAACCUCUAA
Molecule: messenger RNA, 438 nt
Organism: Cylindrotheca closterium
Lineage: Eukaryota; Bacillariophyta; Bacillariophyceae; Bacillariales; Bacillariaceae
Source: the annotation of a GenBank genome assembly